Molecule: messenger RNA, 2073 nt
Organism: Funneliformis geosporum
Lineage: Eukaryota; Fungi; Glomeromycota; Glomeromycetes; Glomerales; Glomeraceae
Source: the annotation of a GenBank genome assembly
AUGUCGGAAAAUAAUGAAAAAGAAACUCAAAUUUCUUCCAAACGUUCUAUGCCAAAAGAUCGCGACAUUUCACGAAAUAAUAAUAAUACUAUGACGGAUAGUAAUAAAAGUGAUAUGUCACGAAAAUCUUUGAAUAAACAUUUGCGAAAGCCGAGCUUUACGAGUAAUAAUAAUUCACGAGUUUCUUCAACAAUUGGUGUCUCUAAUGAUCGGUUCGGGGGCGAUCUAUGCAGCGAUGACAGCCAUGAACUUACAUAUGAAGAUAACUCAAGCGAAGAUGAGGAAAACGAUAAUCUUCAAGAGAAUUUCGAUCCAUUUAAGCAUUUUCAUCGUAAAGAGGAUUCCUUAAGAACACCUUUUCAACUUAAAUGUUAUUAUUUCUUUGAAGAACCAAUGACCAAAUGGGGAAGAGCGUUUGUAGUAUUUUCAUCUACAUGUACGAUUGCCGUUGUUGUAAUGAUUUGUAUCAUUUCUUGGCCGACCAUGAACAUACUAGAACCCAAGACUUAUAAAGAAAUUUGGUUUCCACUUGAUAUUAUAGUCCUUAUCACUUUUACUAUUGAAUAUCUUGGAAGAUUUUAUGCUUCUAUAAAUAAAUGGAAGUUUUUUUAUCAACCGAUGAACUUGAUUGAUUUAAUAUCAAUAAUACCGUUUUACGUUCAUUUGUUGACCAUAACUAGCGUACAUCAGUCCUUGUUACAAGUUAUUAGAGUGUUGCGUUUAUUCAGGCUUCUAAGAUUAUUUCGUGCUGCAAAAUACUCGGCUGGCUUUAACAUCACAGCAAAAGUAUUUCAGCGUUCUGCUUAUCAAAUUGUUAUGGUGUCUGUAUAUUUAUUGGUGAUAUUGUUGACAUCUUCGGCUUUAAUGUUUUAUAUUGAACGCGGCGAAUUUGAUAAACGUAAUUUGACUUGGUACCGUAUCGGAGAAGAUGGAAACAGUGAAAUUAGUCCCUUCCAAUCGAUUAUUCACUCUUUUUGGUGGUCGAUAGUUACACUUACUACCACGGGCUACGGCGACGCGGUUCCGGUCACUGGUCCCGGCAAAUUAAUUGCAGCAUUAACCAUGACAUGUGGUAUUCUAGUAAUUGCACUCCCAACUUCUAUUAUCGGAUCAAACUUUAACGCUGAAUGGGCCUUUCAACGUCGACUUCAAUUUCAAUUGAGAGUGCAUAAAACACGAGAACAAGCUAAAUCUCUUAUAGAGAUCGGGGAGAACAAGAAUAAAAAGAUCAAACUUCUUCAAAAUCAAAAUAAAACCAUGCUUGAAGGAUUAGCGGAAAUUCAAGAAAGACUAUCAGAGAUUAAUCCACCAAGGUAUUACCGAAAGUAUAAGAACCUUCAAAUAAAACAUAUUGAGGCAUUAGACAAAAUUACAGAAUUAGAGAAUAAGCUAGAAAGAUGGAAACGUAUAGCUAAAAAUCUUGGAUCAUUCAAUAAUUAUGAAUCACCACCGGAUGAUAAAUCGGAUGCUGAUCAAACUGUUUUAGUUCAAGGUAAACGGAGUAAAUGGAAAUGGAAGAAUGCACCCUUCCGAACGUCCUCACAACUAAGUAUGCGCAAAGCUGCGACUGAAUUGGAUGAUAAAGAUAACAGCGUAUUAAAAUCGAAGGGAAUAUUACAUCCUUUUAGAACAUUAAGUAAUAAAAUUGGAAAAUCGGCAACAAGUAUAACAACGCGGAAACGUCAACCCUCAGGACCGAUUACGAGUGAAAUGAUAAGUUCUCCUACAGAAUUACGACAUACAUUCAAUCCAAUAAUUGAUUCAGAAAGAGACUUUACACGUCGCAGCUCUCGUCCUAUGCUAAAUAGGACAUCAAGUGAACCCAGUGGAGAUUCAAAUGCAUUUGCUAGUAGGUCUGAUAAAGAUGAGAGUAACAUUGAUGAGAAUAAUGUUUUGGUUAAAAAUCAAGCAUCUUGUUCUCCUGAAGACAAUAUAUCAACAAACAAAGCAAAUCAGGACAAUAUACAAAAGGACGGUAUUGAAAUCAUUAUUGAUGAUCAAAAUACGCGAAGUGUUACAAAUAAUAAUACAGAACAUAUAGAGAAUUCUAAAUAUAAUAAAGAUACUAUUUAA